AUCUGAACGCUCCAGCCGUAAACGUUGUCGAAACUGGCUACAAGCACAAAUCAAGCUGGCCACCAUGGUGACCAAUGCCACGAACAACAACAAUUUGCAGGCAAACAACAACAGCCAAACACCAAACAAUAACAACGAUGACUUUGACAUUGAUCAGGACGAUGGCCUCCAGGAUCUGGGCUUGCCGGUGUCCGUCCAGACAUUUCUCUGGCGUCAAAUUGCCCCCUUCAUAAGACCCAGACUGGGCAAACUGCAUGAGGCCAGCUGCAUGUUUUGUCAACAUGCACCAGGACACCACGAAUCCAAAGAAGCUUGCAAGUCCUUUGAGAAGGUGCUUGUGCAGAACAUUCAGUUUGGUCUCUCGCCUCCGCUGACCAAGGCCCUGGGCGCCAUUCCCCGCUGGCGUCUCCUACAGGGUGCCCUGCCGCAUGUCAUGCAUGCCUGCGCCGCAUUGUUAUACUGCCGCGUAAAGGAUAUGCAGGCUAUUGGGCCAGUUGAGACCAAAUUGCUUUAUACGAUGCAAUGGAUUCUCCUUUAUGCCGCCGAGGAGUGUGCUGAUGAUGAGGAUGGGGAUGAACUGGGUCUGGCCGAGGCAGCUGAGCCCAAACCCAAGCCAAUGGAUCAGUAUCUGUUCUCAGUGCCAACAAUAACCUUAUUUGUGUACUUGUUUGCACCUAUUAUACAUCAUCUGAAGGAGUCGGAUUUUCAAAACUUUCGCCUCGAAAAUGGCAUCAAAUUGUGGCAGGGCAUGUGGGACAAUCGUGCACCUGGUGCACCAUGCUUCACUGCACCCGUAAAGCCCAAGGCACGCAAUUUGCUGUGUGCACCAACUCCAAAAGGAUCCACGGAUGUGUUUCAGGGUCGCAAGCAUUCCCUUGGACCGGAUGCCAUGUCACCCAAAGCGGAUUCCCCACAGAGUGGCAUAACCGACUAUGGUCAGGAUGAAGAGGGCUCCUGGGUGUCAUCACCCAAAGAAUUCUUUCCCGAGACCAUACCUGAAGAGGCUUCCAGCAUUGAGGAUGAACGUGUCGUUAUCUUUAGGUUGCCAUCGGCCCCACAGCUCAUGGAUAACUCAUUCUUCACCGCCGAUGCCAGUUUGUUGCAACAACAGCUGCAGCAGUCGCAGAGUCGCCGUGGCAGUCAUCAGUCCAUGAGCUCGAGGGACAAAGAGAAGGUACCCUCCACCAAGUUUGAGUUCGAUCAGCAAGAACUAACACGCGGCGCCUCCAUGAAGGAGAAACGUAGCGCUUCCGUUGAGAAGGAAUCGGAUUCUGUUAAGUCAGAGAGUGUAAAAGCGGAUGUUUCAGCUGCCACAUUCCUAGAUGUGUCAGUUUUACGUUGUCUUUUCAUUUCGCACUGGCAGGAGGAGGGCAUCUUCUGGAGCUUGCAGUAUCUUUAUAACAGACUCAGUGAAAUUGGCGAAGAAGCUGCCAUCACAUUAAAUCAGCCACGCAAGCGAUCCAACUCUUUGCCAAUACCACAAAUUGAGAUAUCACUGUACCAGGGCCCGGGAAGCAACAGCCGCGACAGUCCUGGCAGUUCCGUGGUCAAGGACUACAUUGAAAUCCCCGAGCCAACAGCCGCCGUUACAGCGAGUGCAGUUGAAGAAGCCCAAGUCCUGCCCAGCAAUACGGAGCGACGGGGCAGCGAGAAGAAGAAACGGGUCAAAAUGGCCGAUCUUAGGGCUUUUGUCGAGACAAAGAUGUUCUCGAAAUCGGAGAAGAAUCUGGAAAAAGUAGGGCUCGAAACAAUCUCUGCCAAUGGCAAGAUUCCACUGCAACAUGCAGAAUACCAUCGAAGUCUGGACACUGGCGAGAAGAAGUUAUCACGAUCAGCCUCAAUGAUCACUCGGGAACCGGCCAGUAAUCUUAUUAAAGGAAAGUCGAUGCCUAGCUUGAGCUGUCUGCUCGAUAGCGGAUUUUACAGGUACGUUGAGCCGCCGAAGGUGUCAAGGCCACCACAUACCACCUGCCCGCGGUCCUCCACAGCAUUUUAUCCGCGGAAUCCCAUCAUUACCGUUACGGAGCACACGCCCACCCCGUCCCCGGACUAUUUGAAACGUCAGGGCUCAAUUGAUUCCCAACUGGAUGCAUUGAGCAAUGGUGGAAGCAUUGCCGGAGCAGGUGGUGGAACCGGAAGCGCAGGUGGUGGCAGCACCACCACCCGAUAUCGUGGUCCAAUGCUACGGUCCCAUACAGACUCGCAUAUCGAUUACACGGGAGUUGAUGAAUCUGAGGCACCGGGCUCUUCAUUCUAUAUAACACGCGAUGGCGGCAUCGAUUAUGAGAUUGUCCUUCUGGCAGUUAGCAGCGUCUUUAAGCGAGAUCCUUCGCAGGUCUGCUCUCUACGUGUUCUGGAAGCUGGCCUCAACAUCUGCGAGCUGCUCAUCGAGAUGGGAGUGUUGAAGCUGGGCGAGCAUGCCCAUGAGAUAUCAAUGGGCAUAACACGACGCGCUCUCCAGGUGCUGGGUUGUCCACAUGGUUGCAAUGAUGGAGUUCGUGGUCCUCCCGCUGAUUUUCUACGUAAUCAAUGCCAAAAGAUACUUUCGCGGAUGCUUCGUCAGGCAGGACAACGCACCAAGCGAUUUCUGCAGGAAAUGGUUAAGAGUUCGCCGUUGCCAGAGCUUAUAGAUUACUUCCAUGCCUUUCUAGCCUUCUGUGUGGAUCCAAGUUCCCUGCUGUCCCCAUUGACUCAUAAACGUCAGAGUGGAUAUAAAAAUGUUAACACCGAUCUUGGUGGUGUACCAGGUCAGGGCGGCUAUUCGACCAAUUUUAGUGGCGGCAUGAGCGGAGGGGCCGAAGGCCAAGUCGUUGGAGCCGUAUUCAAGCAGCUGGUCAGCAGAUUUGUGGAGGCCAGCAAGGAUCUAAAGACGGCCGAAAAUGUGGCCCUCUACAGUGACAUACGACAGCUGGUCACCUACGUGAAGGGCGCCCACGGUGGCCCCUUCCGUUUGGUGGCCCUCAGCGGUAUACUGGCGGUCACGCCGCGUCCACACAAGAAGGGGCCAACGGCUCAAACCACCAGAGUAAUACGGCAUAUUCCUCAAGCAGAUACCACACAGGGUGUCUCAAAUGAUGAUAAUCGCUCGCAACGACGUCUGCUGCUCAAGAAACGGAGCACAUCCUCCGCCUGCGCCGUGAGUUUGUUGGAGACGGAACCCUGCGAUGAGCACUACAAGACCAGUCAGUCACCGCUGAGCAACUUCAGGCGACGCACGACUGGAGUGAGACCAACAUUGACACCGCGGCACAGUGAGCGUGCGCUGCUCUCCGAUUCCACGUCCAGCUCGGAACGCAAUUCGCUGGGACGGCUCAGCGGCUUGGUGCGCUGGUUCCGCGGUACGCCCAAAGAGGCAUCGUCCAUUGACCUGGAGAUAGGCUCGCUUAAUCCCGAGAUAUCAUCCACAUUCAUGCGACACGCCUCGCUGAAGAUUCAGCGUGGUCGUUCCAGCGAUGGCAUUGGGCGUUCCAUACAGCGUGCCAAGCGACGCGUUGAGCGACGGCUGAACCGUUUCGGCGGCAUUGUGAAGGGCAAGAAGAAGGUGGGCGGUAUCGAAGAGACAGCGGACUACAGUCGACGCAGUUCCUCCGACAUGUGCGACGGACCCCGUGAGUCGGAAGUGGUCAUCCUCAAGGAGCGCAAGCUGGUGCCCACCGAACCGGUGCGUAUCGGCAUGCUCCGGUUAUCUUUUCUCCUGGAGACGUGUGCGCCGGGCUCAUUCCCAGAUCCGCAGCUAAUUGCUGCCGUCUUGGAUCUGCCCCAAGCGCCGCUGGUAACACGUGCCACAUUCCUGCUGGAGUGUGCCCACUUUGUGCAUCUGUGCAACAAGGGUCAAUGGCCCAUCUGGAUGAAGCAGAAUUUGGGUGGAUAUCGUGCCUCCGGCGCCAACAUCAAUCCCACCCAGAUGAAGCAACAAGUCAGCCAGACGAGCGCUCGACGUACUCACAUACUUCUGAGAGCCGCUGGCAAAAUGUUCCAUCAAUGGGCUGAGAUGGUGGGCGCACGUCUCGAGGAGAUUCUCUUUACAGAGCGCCUGCAGUACGAGGCGCUUAACGCCAGUCUCACCGAUCCGGAGAAACAGCGCGAGUUGCUGCAGCAGGACGAGGAGGAGGACUUCCUGGAUGAGUCCUCCGUCAAUCCACACGGCAAUGACUGUCCACAUGCUCUAAAGCUAAUUGCCUGUGUGCUGCUUUUCGAGAUUACGGCUUUUCUACGCGACACGUACAUCACGUUGCCCAAGACCUCCAAAAUGCUCCACAGAGACAGACCCGCACCAUGGGAAAAAGUAUACCGGGAGGCGAAUCGUCGCUGGUCCAUGGCCCUCAGUUCCAUGGGACACUCGCAGACUUCAGCCCAGAGUCUGCAGUCCAUUGCAGCGGGCAACGAUGGUGCUGGCCAGACUGAGCGCAAGAUUUCCUUUGUGCUGCACGAGCCGGACAACGAGUCGGAGAACAGCAGCAACACCACUUUAACCAAAGAGGGUGAAGAGGCUCGACGUCCCACUGCCUCCGCGGUGCGUCCAUUUCUGCUGCGACGCGGUACAGCAACCACAACUGGAGGAUCCUUCAAACGACGCUCCCUGAAACUGCGCAGGAAUACCAAGGAUGGCAAGGAAAUCGAAACAGACUUCAACAUGCAGUCGCGACGUAAGGUCUCCUCGCUCUCGGAUCGAAGUGACACCUCCGAGCAAGGCAUUGUCAGCGGUGGGGAGGAAUCUCCGGGAAUACUCAGUGACGAUCAGCAGCCGGAAUCGCCAACGGACUCAAACGAGAACGAUGAAACGGCCAAGAAUAUGCCCUGGCUGAAGGCAGUGAUCGAUUUGAUCACCAGCUACAACUAUUACUGCACCCACAAGGGCUACUGUCAUCCCUUCUGCUACAAACGACACAUGCGCUCCUGCACGCGUCUUAUAAAGGCGACACGUAAGGUUUACGGAGAGGAAUUUGGAUUCAAUUUCGACGUAGAUCAUCCUACUGUUGAGCCCACGGUCAUUACUGCCAGCAAAUCCUCAGCUCGUUCUCGUUCGACUCGGAAAGUUUCGGAGCAAAGUUCCACACAAACUUCACCGUCCAAGCGCAAGGACAGUUUAUCCCGCAAGGAUCGCAUCAGCGAUGAUCCUGAUAUAGAAAUGGCCGAGAAGUUGGCAAGGGCCUUUCGUCAGGAGAAGGAGAAAAAGCUACAGGAGGAGCCGCCCAUUUUGAAGUUUAUUCGCAUUCAUAUACGCAAUCUUUUCCACUUUCCACUGGCCACAAUGCUGAAAGGGGCUGUGGUUCUGUCCGAGGAACUGGUCAUCGAGGCCAUGCCUGCUGCGUGGGAGCUAUUGCUGGAAACCAAUCACGAUACAGCCACUUCCAGUGCCGCCGUCUUUCUGAUGGGAUCAGUGAAGGCUCAAAACUUUGCCUUUGACAUUAUGCAGCGGGCUCUGAAGCAUAAGAAUCCGGAUAUACGGAUUGGCGCCAUCCAACGGUAUCUGGUGCUUUGGAAAUGCCGUUUCCAUGUCUGGCCACGCAUGGAGGACAAUGCCCACGACGCCACCUUUAAAGUGCCCCCAGGAGGCAUUGAGUUCACGCUGCCCUCACCCAAAAUUGGAAUUGAAAGUCUACCAGUUGUAGAUCCUCCCUGGAUGCCAGUGCAACAGACAAAGGACAUGGACAUGACUCUCAAUCAGGAUAGACAUCGCUCCCUGGUGACCGCCACAAAGAGUCGAAAGAUGCAGCAAACGGAGGCGAUACGGAACGCACUGCGGCAACAACGGGACAAACAGCGGGCAGAGCGUCACAGUUUCCUCAUCACAAUGAUACCGAUAAGUCAACAGGCUUCCCAUGAGCCGGGCAUGGAGCAUGAAGAUCACGAAAUCGAAGAGGAUUUGGAUGGCACACGUGCAUCCUCGCAUCUACAUCAUGCCCACUCUCUCUUCCCCUCGGUGCUGUGCUCUUCGGUGAUGCAGAUAGUCGGAUGUUUGGAUGAUGCGGCCAUUGGAUCGGAUGGAAAUGCCGUUUACGAAGUGGCCUACCAAGUGAUCUGGGUGUGUCUGGUCGAGGAGUCAGCAUUGUUUUUACGCUAUGUCUUUGAGCGUCUAACACGCGAUCGCCAGGAUCAGAUGUUUAAGUUACUUCGACAUCUAAUUCGCUUCGUUCCACGUCUCCCACAACAGGCAGCCUUUGCCCUUUACAACUCCAUCAUUGGCUACAUUAUGUUCUAUGUGCGUUCAUCCAACGAACUGAAGCAAGAGCUCGUGGGAUCCGCACUGUCCGUGCUUUGGAUGGUUGUACACUCAGUUCAUGGCAUUAUGUUCAAGGAUCUAAAGCAAAUAUUGCGCAAGGAGCAAUGCGAUGCAUCCAUAUUGUUAACAGCUAAUGUGCCGGCUGCCAAAAAGAUUGUGGUGCAUGGCCCCGCUGAUGAUGAUUACAAUAUACCAUCGCAGUUUCCCGUCCAGGAGGACACAUUGUUCUGUCAGCUGUUGAAGGAGGCAUUGGACUAUUAUCCCAUUGAUGAGAAGAGCAUCACACACUACUGUCUGGUGGACUACAAGAGCAACAAAAUACUCAAUCCCAAUUGGUAUAUAAGGGAUUUGUAUUUCUUCAAACGCUCCCAGUAUCCGGAAGUUCGUUUAAUGCUCAUGCGUCCAGAGGAAUCAUUUCUGGCACUCCAGAAGCAAGAGUUGACCAAGAAAUUUGUUGAAAUUGGCAAGGUUCAUCUCACCUGGGCCAUUCUUAAGAAUGUCGACAUGGUCGUUCAGCGAGUUGUCUUCUUGCACGAGGAGCUCAUGAAGCUCCCUUCGUUCCCGCGGAAGGCGCUUGAGGUAGACCUAGAUCUUCAUCAUGGUGGAGAAUAUGGUAAGGUGCUGCUUGGCCUGGAUGUCCUUCAUAAGUUUAUGUGGGUCCGACUUAUUGCCCGCAUGUUUGAGGCGAUGGCCGGAAACUUUGCCUACUCGGCGGACAUUCAGCUCUUCCUCAAUGUGCUCUCCGGUGCUUCCAUCCUGCACGCCGAGGACUCCUGCAUUAUGCGCUACGUUAUGGCUACAUUUAUCAACGCCGCCUUUAACUUCAAGAACAUCUUCUCCACAAAUGGCUACUUCAUGAUUAUGCCCACCUUGCUCCAGGUGUACUCACUGCACCAGACGAACAAACUAAUUACCACAACUAUCGAGUACGCCGUGAAGCAGUUCUAUCUGCUCAAUCGGAAACCCUUUAUUCUACAGAUGUUUGGUUCGGUUUCGGCCAUACUGGACACUGAUGAGGAUGGCACUUACGGAGAGGCACAUAAAGUGCAAUCGAGUUGCCUAUUCAAUUUACUUCUCAGCUUGGAGGAUCCCUCGCCGGAUCCGCUCAACAUUGCCGAGCUGGUCAAAGAGCCCAAGCCCCUGAAAGCCAUUGACUUCUGUUACCACGACGAGGAUGACGAUGUCACCGUCCUUGACUGCAUCACUCUGUGCGUCAUGGUGGUAUCCUACUCAGCUGAAAGCACCCGUGGCUACCAAAUGCUGAUCAUUCUGGAGGCCAUUCUUCCCUGCUAUCUGCAACAAAUCCAAUCGCCCAGCUACAUUCCACUCCAAGGUAAGUCCGAGCGCGAUAUUAUACUUCAACUGGCAGUCGCCACCAGAACAAUGGUCCACAAUUGUGAGGGUCUGGCGAAAAGCUACAAUGGACCCUACCGCAACAGUCCGGAACACAAGGGAUCCUCGCAGCGCAACUGUAGUCGCGGUCCGCCCUGUUCACCUGGCAUGGACUUUGAGGAGGAGUCGCAUACGAAGUAUGCAACGGAUCCGCGCACCAAGAACAUGAUGGACUCGGCCGAGGACUCGGAAAUGAUUCGCACCGAGUACAGACGACCACGUGAUGUUCUGCUCUCUGUUGUGGCCGACUUUCUAACCAAAUCGACAACUCGGCUAGGUGAGCUGGCCAAGAAGCUGCCCACGAAUGACACCAAGCCAACCGAGGUGUUGGACGCCAAGUGUCACAUACGCCUGGCGGACAUCGCCCACUCGCUAUUGAAGGUAUCACCCUAUGACCCGGAGUCCAUGGCCUGUCGGGGAUUACAGCGAUAUAUGCAGUCGGUGUUGCCUCGCGCAGAGUGGUCAAAUGAUACACUGCGGAAUGCUUUGGUCACCGUACUUCGACGCAUCGACAAGGUGUUCCUUAAGAUUUCGAAGAAGCCAUCGAUACGCCGCAAUACUGAUUGGGAGGCGGCAGCCGGGCUGCUUAAGGGCAUUCACGAGACGAUCAUAAGGCAUCCAUAUGUCCUCCACUGGCAACAGAUGAAGACACUCAUCAGCACGGUCCAGAAUCUGAUUGUCAAUGAACCUGGCACCGGUAUACCCGAGGGCGUCUCCAGUGCAGGUGCAGCGCUCAUGUCUCAGAAUCCGCCGGCCUUUUUCUGCUCGGCCGUGGUGCGCCUGGUGGCACUGCAGGUAGUUAGUCCCGUUGACUGCUUCUCCCUUGUCCAAAUCUGCGGCGGCAGUGCCGAGUUUGCCACGCAGGAAAAGGCCGAAGGCUUUCUGAUGCAUCUGAUCAUGCCACUGUGCUUGAAAGUUUGCUCCGGUCGCGGUGUCUCCGAUGUCGGUGAACUGAAAAUGAGCGAUGUCACAUUCCUGCUCACCGCCGUAUUGAACGCUAUGAGCCCUCCGGCAGGUCGUACCGGCCAGGCGGUGUCCCAGAUAAAUCGAGUUACUGGCGAUCUUCGCGCCGGCUCUUUGACCUUCACUGGCAGUCGGGAUGCCAAGCGACCGGCUCGCAUAUCAGGUUCCCUAUAUCAAGCCGCCUUCCUGGCACUUCGCAUCGUCUGCAUUUGCUUUGAGAAUCGUCUGUCCAGCGAAUGGCCGCGGAUUGUGCGCGUCAUGCGUGACCUGGGCAGGCGCAAUGAGGCAGCGCCCGAUCUUUGGAGCUUCAUGGAAUUCGUGGUCACCCAUCGCACGCCUCUCUACAUCGUGUUGUUGCCCUUUAUUUUGCACAAGAUCUCACAGCCUCCAAUUGGCGACCACGAGCGGCACAUGCAGUUCAUCAUUAGGGAACGACUGCGAGGCACACCACCGCAGGGUGGACUGAAGUCGAAGGGUGCUCUGCUCCUUGAGUUAGCCAGAGAGCUGCGCGAUUUGCGCGACGAGUUGGAGGAUAAGCGAUAUGUGUCCACAGAUCGCGAGAGUUCCGAGCAGAAAAAGAGCGACACUCCAGCCGCAACCAGCGUCGCAGAUGCCCACAAGUCGCAGCAACGACCCUCGCUGAUAUCCAUAUUCACGGGCACCACAACGGGUCAGGCCACGCACUCGCAUGUCUCCGCCGUGCCCAUCGACUCACGCAGUGGCUCUGGCGGCAUAUGCACUCCCAGCGAUACACUCUCACAGCAGACGCUGCAUCCACCGCGGGAAUCCUUGUCCAGCAACUCCACAGGUCGUGAACCGCAUACCACGACCAGCGAAAGUCACAGCGGUGACGUAGCCGUGGGCUCAGCUCCAACUUUAAUUGGCCAAUCAUUGGGCAGUGGACCCAGUGGUUCGGGACAUGGCAUCACUACAGCCUCGCCACUGCCUCCGGGCGUUGUCUCGCAGCUGUCCCAUUCACAAUCGCUGCAGCAGGCGCCGUUCAAGGCUCAGCCGCCAAGGCUACGCUUUGUGUCAUCCGUGGAGUUCCGACACUCCUCUGGCGAGACGUCUACCACACCGCUCUCACCUGAGAGUCCCGCCGAGGACAGUUCGGGUGAUCACACACGCUCGCGCUUGCAGCGAUCCAAAGCAGCUAGUCGCAAGACUUUCAGGUUGAAGCGCAGUCGCCUCACUCCCAUAGAGACUCCGAGCAUUGUAACUCAACUUUCCCAGGAGGAGCAUCAGGCCAAGGCAAUUGGCGAAAUAUCCUGGGACUCAGUAUCACAAACUUCUUCCACAUCCGGCUAUCGGGAUAACAACAGCCUGCAGACGGGUCUUCUCUCUCCCGAUGGCUCGCUGGGCGGACUUACUUUGGGACGAUCACCUUCUCAGCACUCUCUGCUGAUGGUUUUCGAGGGUCAGGACGAGGACACACUCAUUUAACAAUCACAGAACGGCGACCGGGCCUACGAGCUUUAGGACAGCCUCAAUCUAAACUAAAUUAGGACAGAUAUUAUAGUUAGUAUUUACGAAUAUGUAGUUGAUGCUAAGUUUUAUAUUAGUACGCAUAUGUACGAGUAGUUGUUUUCCAUUAUGUGCCCGAUUUUGUAUGUUUUGAUGUAGAUCGAUUAGAAAACUAUUAAAUAAAUAUGAUAGCCACUUUAAA
This is a messenger RNA of Drosophila innubila, 10244 nucleotides long. RefSeq names its product protein unc-80 homolog (gene unc80). The transcript has 31 exons. The record is from RefSeq and is a predicted model, not a curated record. The coding region runs from base 65 to 10021 and encodes 3318 amino acids. Gene Ontology annotation, molecular function: monoatomic cation channel activity. Gene Ontology annotation, biological process: monoatomic cation homeostasis. Gene Ontology annotation, cellular component: axon; cation channel complex. Lineage: Eukaryota; Metazoa; Arthropoda; Insecta; Diptera; Drosophilidae.